Messenger RNA from Neofelis nebulosa (Clouded leopard), 5744 nucleotides. It is a transcript of the gene GATAD2A, whose product is annotated as GATA zinc finger domain containing 2A. Gene Ontology annotation, cellular component: NuRD complex. Lineage: Eukaryota; Metazoa; Chordata; Mammalia; Carnivora; Felidae. Bases 401 to 2320 code for a protein of 639 amino acids. Gene Ontology annotation, molecular function: sequence-specific DNA binding. Gene Ontology annotation, biological process: negative regulation of transcription by RNA polymerase II. The record is from RefSeq and is a predicted model, not a curated record. The transcript is spliced from 13 exons.
GGGCUGCGAAGCGGGCAAUUUCAGUGUGAGAAGGAGCGGCGAGACCGAGCGGCGGCUCCGAGCGCGGCGCGGCGGCUCCUCCCGCCCGGGGUCAGCGCCCCGGCGCGCGCACGCGCACCCCCGCCACCCGAGCGCGCUCCGCGCCGCCCGCGCAGUCGGUCGGUCGGCCGUCUGUCGUCCUGUCGCCGCCGCCGCCGCCGCCGCCGCCGCCGCGGGCGCCACCUGAGGGAGCCGUCGCCGCGGGACCUGAGCGGACCGGACCGGACCCCGCCUCCCGAGGCCGCCCGGGGCCCAGCAGCCACCCGCGGAGGCGCCGAGCAACUUCGGUUGGUCAGCACGUUGACACAAGUUGCCUUUUGACGUAGCUGCCGCCAUGGCCAGCUGGUAGGACCAGCAUCCCAUGCCCAGAAGCCAGUUCAGAAUGACUGAAGAAGCAUGCCGAACACGGAGUCAGAAACGAGCGCUUGAACGGGACCCAGCAGAGGAUGAUGUGGAAAGCAAGAAAAUAAAAAUGGAGAGAGGAUUGUUGUCUUCAGAUUUAAACACUGACGGAGACAUGAGAGUGACGCCUGAGCCAGGAGCAGGCCCAGCCCAAGGGUUGCUGAGGGGGGCAGAGGUGACAGCCAUGGGCAGAUGUGAAGGGCAGGCGGGCGACGGGCCCGUGGACAUGCGUACCUCAUACAGUGACAUGAAGUCUGAGAGGAGAGCCCCCUCUCCUGAUGUGAUCGUGCUCUCCGACAAUGAGCAGCCCGCAAGCCCAAGGGUGAACGGGCUGACGAAGGAGGCCUUGAAGGAGACCAGUACUGAGGCCCUCAUGAAAAGCAGUCCUGAAGAACGAGAAAGGAUGAUUAAGCAACUGAAAGAAGAGUUAAGAUUAGAAGAAGCAAAACUUGUUUUAUUAAAAAAGUUGCGGCAGAGUCAAAUACAAAAGGAAACCACCACCCAGAAGCCCACAGGCUCUGCUGGGAGUGCCGUGACCACCCCUCCCCCGCUUGUGCGGGGCACCCAGAACAUUCCUUCUGGCAAGCCAUCCCUUCAGACCUCUUCGACAAGAAUGCCUGGCAGUGUCAUCCCACCACCCCUGGUCCGCGGCGGACAGCAGGUGUCCUCCAAGCUGGGGCCACAGGCGAGCUCACAGGUCGUCAUGCCCCCACUCGUCAGGGGGGCUCAGCAAAUCCACAACAUCAGACAACAUUCCAGCACGGGGCCGCCACCGCUCCUCCUGGCCCCUCGGGCCUCUGUGCCCAGUGUGCAAAUUCAGGGACAGAGGAUCAUCCAGCAGGGCCUCAUCCGUGUCGCCAAUGUCCCCAACACCAGUCUGCUCGUCAACAUCCCACAGCCUUCCCCAGCAUCGCUGAAAGGGACAACAGUCACCUCUGCUCAGGCGAACUCCACCCCCACCAGCGUGGCCUCUGUGGUCACCUCUGCGGAUUCUCCAGCCAGUCGUCAGGCAGCUGCCAAGCUUGCGCUGCGCAAACAGCUGGAGAAGACGCUGCUUGAAAUCCCCCCUCCCAAGCCCCCUGCCCCAGAGAUGAACUUCCUGCCCAGCGCUGCCAAUAACGAAUUCAUCUACUUGGUCGGCCUGGAGGAAGUGGUGCAGAACCUGCUGGAGACGCAAGCAGGCAGGAUGUCAGCCGCUGUUGUUCUGUCCCGGGAGCCCUACAUGUGUGCGCAGUGCAAGACGGACUUCACGUGCCGCUGGCGGGAGGAGAAGGGUGGUGCCAUUAUGUGUGAGAACUGCAUGGCAUCCAACCAGAAGAAGGCACUCAAGGUAGAGCACACGAGCCGGCUGAAGGCUGCCUUUGUGAAGGCGCUGCAGCAGGAGCAGGAGAUCGAGCAGCGCCUCCUACAGCAGGGUGCCGCCCCCGCACAGGCCAAGGCUGAGCCUGCCACCGCCCCACACCCCGCACUAAAGCAGGUCAUAAAACCCCGGCGUAAGUUGGCGUUCCGCUCAGGAGAGGCCCGCGACUGGAGUAACGGGGCUGUGCUACAGGCCUCCAGCCAGCUGUCCCGGGGCUCGGCCACAACGCCUCGAGGUGUCCUGCACACAUUCAGCCAGUCACCCAAACUGCAGAAUGCAGCCUCGGCCACAGCCCUUGUCAGCAGGACCGGCAGACAUUCCGAGAGAGCUGUGAGCACCGGCAAGGGCAAUGCCACCACCAACUGGAAGAAGGCACCCCUGAGUACAGGUGGGGCCCUUGCGUUUGUCAGCCCGAGCUUGGCAGUGCACAAGACCUCCUCAGCUGUGGACCGCCAGCGGGAGUACCUCCUGGACAUGAUCCCGCCACGCUCCAUCCCCCAGUCAGCCACGUGGAAAUAGUGCGAGCCGGGCCCGGUGGAGAACAGGCUCCCUCCUCCCUCCCACCUGGCCCUGCCACCCUCCACUCGGGAAGACAUCAUGCUCCCCGAGAGAAUGAGUGAGCGAGCGCCGGCCAUGCUGCAGAAGCAAGGGCUCCAUUCUUGGCUGCAAAGUCUCGUCGCAGCUGAGGGGCUGCUUCACAGGUGGACGAGGAAUAUCACUGGGGGACCUUUCCCUUGGGCUUUUUUCCUUUCUUUGCCUUUAGUUUGCCCAACACCAGCAGAAAAGUGGACCUCGGGGGCUGGUUCUGCUUCCAGCCCUUCCUUUCAGCCCCCCUCUCCCCCCAAUCCCCCCAAGCCCGGCAGGGUGCAUGGACGGCUCACCCUGGACACUGUGACACGCUCGGCGAGACCGGCGCCCGGGGCUUCUGAAGUCGAGCGGAGCGUUCUGUUUUGUUUUUGCUUCUCCCCAUCUUAGCCCUCCAAGUCUUUGACUGCCUUUCUUCAUGGCAAUCUCUAGGUUGACAGAUUUUUUUUUUUUUUUUAAUCACCUCAUGAUGAUGGAGUUUAAAGUAAACCGUGCAGACCCAGGGGUCCCUGCCGAGCACGGCCCCCACACCCCAGAGGGUGGGCCACUGACUGCCCAGCUCUCAGUCUAGCAGAAGGCCUCUGCUGCUGCUCAUCCUGGAGACCCCGGACCUCCCACACUUAGCAGAAGAACAAACUGCAACCCUGACCCAGACAGAGAGCCUGGAAUCCCGGAAGCCGCGUACCGCCAGUGGAGGGAGGAGAGAAUUGGCAGCAACAUCUGGAGCCUGAGUGGGAAAUUAGAGGGGCAGGCUAUUGUGUUUUUUGUUGUUGUUGUGGUUUUAUUUUAUUAAAUUUUUCUUUUCCUACUUAUUUUGAUGGACAACAUCCUAAGGUACCCUGGCCUAUGCUCCUGUCAGGUGUGUCUGGUGGGGAGGUGCCCCUGCCCCUCCAAGACGUCAGGGUUUCUGUUUGGGUCUAGUUUAGAACCUUUCCUUAAAGCGGGGCCAUGCUGCCAGGGUUCGCCUUCAGACUUUUUUUUUUUUUUUUUUAAACCCUCUUUCGAGUCUACAGAAAUGUCUUUCAAAGGAUCAGGUCUGCUCUUAGUUUCAUUUUGGUUUCUCCCACUCUUUAAAAAUCAGUUCCAUGAGGAUAGACAGAAGCCGUCGUGAGUGUGCUGUGCACAGGGCUGUCUCUGUGCAGGUGCAAGGGUGUCCUGUGUGCAUGCACACACGUGUGUCGAUGUGGAGAUGGGGUACACUGCUCCCCACUUCAGCCCCAGCCCUAGUUUUCCUAUCCAUGCAGUUAGGGACUUAAUUUAAAAUCCUUAUUUUGUAGGGCCGCCGCCUUCAAAACACACUGCUACAACAUUCUAAUAAAGGCUCAUUUAACCCCCUCUCUCAUGUUGUGUGAAUAUCCAUGUUUAGCAACAUUUUGACCUGCGGUAGAAGACUUAGUUUUGCAACAUUCUAAUUUUUUGUUGUGUAAAACCCUAUAUUGCUCAUUGAUUUUUGUUUUGAGUGCAUAACUUACAUGGGCUGAAGGAGGGGAGGGUGGGGAAGAGUGGCUUUCAUUCCAAGAUCCAGGGAUUUGGGGGAUAGGAGGGAUAUUGACAUUAGGGGGGGAGGUGUUUUUACACCAAAAAAUUAAGAGUAUGCAAGCAUUUCUAUUCCUCACAUUUUUCUGUGUGCCUGGCAAAUAAAUACUUGUCUUAUACUACCCUGAGCUGUUAGCCCUCUCUGUUCAAUGACAUGGGCCAGGUUUUCCAAAUCCUUCAAGGAGCACCUGGUCUGGCCUCUUUCAUGGGCAAACAGACCUCAGUUCUAUGCAGUAACUUGGGAUCAGGCAUCCAGGCGAGAGUCACCUCUGCACUGGAGGGGUGUGCCAGGAUUGUCACACCCCAGCUGGAGUUGAAAGGGUCUGUGACUCAAGGGCCUGAGUUGAGCUGUGCUGCACAGGUUGGGCUUCAACCCCAGCCCAUUAGAACCUCGCUCAUCACUGUGCUCAGGAACCACCUCUGCUCACCUUGCCUGGCUGGACUUCUACCAGCCUCUGAGCUAUUAAGGGAGCCUCAUGAAUUCAGUACAAAUCCGACCACCACUGGUGGAGGAUAGGGCUACAAGCCCUGGCUCUGCCUCCUCCAGCCCAGGGUCCCUGGGAAUAAUCCCAUCAGGGGCCACUUACUGUGACAUGUAACUUUUUAUUAAAGGAGACAAGAACGUGAGAUGCCUUAAUCUUUUGUUCAUUUCUACUGUAUCAAAACUCCUACUCCCCCCCCCCCCACUUUUUUUUUUAGUUUCUCCCUUUGUGGUAUAACUUCUCUGAUAAGACCCAAAUAAGUUCUUUGAUGAGACUUACGAUGUUACAGGAAAGGCAUAUUAAAUCUCUCUGCAUGUGGGGUUUGGACAUACUCAGAAAGGAUAUUAAUGUUAAGGGUGUUUUCCCAGCAGCAAAGCUCAUCCCUCAAAAUUGGCCACAGUGCUGGGGUUCUGGUCUCUCCCUGACCCCUGGGGCCUCAGACCAAGAGGACCUGGUUCCUAGGAGCAGUGAGAAUUUGGGAGCCCUCAGUCCCAAAUGAUAAAGGUCCAGAGUUAUCUGUGACAUGAACUCCCAAUGGCAACUGGGAAACUGUUCAAGAUGCUGGGCACCUCUGGAAGGGUGAAGGUUUGCAUAUUUGAAAUGGCCAUAUGUGUAUACAUGCAUGUGCACAUAGAUACCUGUGUGUCCACUUGGAGCCACCCAUUGCUCUGGCCAUCCUGCCCAUGUCAUGGGGCCCUGGUUCCCAGUAUCCCAACCGUGAUGUUGGGACCCACACCUUUGACAAGGCCGACAGUUGCCCUCCUUCCAGGGGUAGCCUCUGGUCCUGUCUGUACCCUGAGACCUUCAUGAAGCAAGGCUUGGACCCAGCGCAGAGGGAAUGAAAGGCAACUGAGUACAGCCCUGCUGUGUUGUGGCUCCUGUGUCCUACAUGUCAUUUUCCUGUGGACAGUCAUGGGGAGGGAUUUUCUAUAUAAUUUAAACAUUCUCGUCACAGGGGUGUAGAUCAUGAAAAAGACAGUUGUUGCUGCUCCACCAUAGGGUUUUUAUUUGAUGCUGAGCUAUGCUGCACAUGAUGGUUGCCUAAAAAAUUCGGACUGAGCUUUUUUUUUAAAGGACAGCUGAAGUUUUAUAAUACUUAACAAUGAAAGUGUAAUAGACAGUUACACUAGUGCAGGGUAUUUGGAAAGUGGGGUUUUGGGGGGUGGGUAGAGAGGUUGUCACUUGUAUUUAUUGUGACUCUAAAUCUUUGAUAAUAAAUGUAAAAAGUUGACCACCAAACCGGAAUAGAAGUUCCAAUGAACACAGGCUGGAAUCAAUGGCUAUACAUUGUGUCAUGAGGAAGUCUUAGAAUCUGAAGGAAAAUAAAGAAAUGGACAAUG